This is a messenger RNA of Protopolystoma xenopodis, 378 nucleotides long. The record is from the annotation of a GenBank genome assembly. Lineage: Eukaryota; Metazoa; Platyhelminthes; Monogenea; Polystomatidea; Polystomatidae.
AUGCUAUCCCAUGGCGAUCGUGGGCUUCACGUCGAUAUGUCCAACUUCAGUUUUCAAUUGAUGCAGGCUUACCUGGGCAAUUUGAAAUACAAAAGUGAUGAAUACUUUGAGGAGCGUCGGAGCAUCGGCCCGAUCACCCACAGCUCUGCUGCCCCUCACAACUCCCAAUCGCCCUAUCCAAGCCAGCCACAUUCGCAUUCCAUCUUUACCCAGGCUCCUGCAACCUUGCACUUUUUGGCUAAAACGAGUCUUUCUUGUUCCCAUGAUACCUCUACACUAACCCCUUUGUCUUUCGCCUGCUCGGGUCGGACAGACACCACCCUGAGAGAUGAGCAUUCACACAACACCCGCCCAACUGUCCACUCAAUUGCUGCCUAA